AUGGUGUGUACACGCCCAGAUAUUUCACAAGCAGUCAGUAUUGUUAGCAGGUUCAUGACAAAUCCGGGUAAGGCACAUUGGGAAGCAAUCAAGUGGAUAUUAAAGUAUUUGAAAGGUACCAUUGACAUAGGUUUAUGCUUUAGUGAAAAAUCAUGUCAAAUUAGCGGUUUUGUUGAUUCUGAUUAUGCUGGUGAUCUAGAAAGAAGACGUUCUACGACCGGUUAUGUAUAUAAAAUACAAGGUGCUCCAGUUAGUUGGCGAUCGAUGUUACAGGCUACAGUGGCACUAUCUACUACAGAGACUGAGUACAUGGUAGUAGCAGAAGAGGUGAAAGAAGCAUUGUGGCUAAAUGGUCUUCUAGAUGAUUUGGGGUUUCAGCAAGAUUGCGUGAAUCUGAGUUGUGAUAGUUAA
This is a messenger RNA of Arachis duranensis, 411 nucleotides long. RefSeq names its product secreted RxLR effector protein 161-like. Lineage: Eukaryota; Viridiplantae; Streptophyta; Magnoliopsida; Fabales; Fabaceae. The record is from RefSeq and is a predicted model, not a curated record. The transcript has a single exon. The coding region runs from base 1 to 411 and encodes 136 amino acids.